Molecule: messenger RNA, 1866 nt
Organism: Lottia gigantea (owl limpet)
Lineage: Eukaryota; Metazoa; Mollusca; Gastropoda; Lottiidae
Exons: 13
Coding region: 1-1866 (621 amino acids)
Molecular function (GO): protein binding; zinc ion binding
Source: RefSeq, a predicted model, not a curated record
AUGUCACUACAACAUAUAAGAUGGCAGACAGCCUUGUGUCUCACCUGUGGACAAUUUCACGAUUCUCAUGGAACACAUCUUUACGAUUACUACCAAACGGUUGACGAAGAUUUGACAUGUCAGAUUUGCUUGCAGCCAUUAGUGAAUCCCCUGGACACUAAAUGUGGACAUACAUUCUGUCAACGUUGUUUAAAGAACUACCUCAAGAUUCAGAAGCAAUGUCCACUAGAUAGACUACCAUUAACUAUUAAAGAUUGUUCUCCAUCCAGUAUAUUAGUACGCAGAUUACUUGAUAAAUUAUUAGUUGUUUGUCCUAAUGUUGAUUAUUGUGAAGAAGUUUUAACACGAUCAGAAUUAGAAGCUCAUUUAUUACAUAGGUGUCGAGGUGCUGUCAAACGGUGUAUCAAAGCCAGUUUAGGCUGCCAUUUUCAAGGUCCAAGAAGUGCCUUACAAAGUCAUCUUUGGGAAUGUCCAUAUCGUGAUCAGCAAGCUGGUAAGGGCAACCAACACAAGUGUAUUCUCUGUAAAAAUCCUGUAAUGGAUGGUGAAGUAUCUACUAUAGAAAUACAGAGAGCUAGUCCUGAAUUAGGCAUUAGUAUUGUUGGUGGAUGUGAUACCCCUCUUAUAUGUACUGUGAUUCAAGAAAUAGUUCCUGAUGGUGUUGUCCAUAAAGAUGGUCGUCUUUUACCUGGGGAUCAAAUUCUUGAGGUAAAUGGUGAAGAUCUAACACAAGCUAGUCAUUAUCAAGCUAAAUCAGCUCUAUAUCAAUAUUAUCCUGUAUGUAGAUUAACAGUAUAUAGAGAAAGAGCUGAGGAGAGUCGUCCUAUUGAAAAAGAAGGUACUAUACAUACCCUUCAGUUGAUUUAUAUGGGAAUGCAUGUUUUCUUGCCUGGAAGACCCCUUGGAAUAAAACUGGUGGGAAAAAGAAAUGGUCCUGGAGUAUAUAUUUUAAAUCUAGUACCAGAAUCAUUAGCUGCAUUUGAUGGUAGAUUAAAACAAGAUGAUAGAGUAUUUGAAAUCAAUGGUAGAGAUGUAACUUAUGGAACUCAAGAACAGGCUGCUGAUAUUAUACAGUCUGAUCCAACCUGUGUUCAGUUUGUAAUAUCUAGAAGAAGUCGUCCACAAACUCCUGAUCUCAUCCGUUCUACCUCUCAUGAUGCCAGUAAUUAUUCUGUUUAUUCUGAUAAAUCAUCUACAUCCUCAUCUUCCAACUCUUUAUUAAAUACUCCAAUAGUAGAAAGAACGAUACACGUUACCAAGGAUACAUGUGAAACAUUAGGUGUCAGUGUAGCAGGAGGUGUAGCUAGUCAUAGAGGAGAUACACCUAUCUAUAUUACUAAUAUAAAUCCUAAAGGUUGUCUGGGUAGAACUGGUAAAUUAAAGCGUGGAGAUAUUAUUUUGAAUGUCAAUGGUAAUAGUUUAUUGGGACAAAGUCAUAAUGAGGCUGUGAAACAACUGAAAUUAAGCUCUGAUCUAAAUCAGUUGACAUUACAAGUUGUUGAUGGUGCUGAAACAUGUGAUGGACCAGGCAAUUUUAUACCUACAUGGCUAUAUUGGUUAAAAGUUCCUAAACAAUGUUAUAUUUUACGGUCAAUCUCAUUAUUAAGAAGUCCAAGUGGUAGUCUGGGUUUCUCUAUAGUUGGUGGAAGUGAUCAUGCUCAUGGUGCUAUGCCUGUUUUUGUCAAGUCUGUUGUUCCUGACACACCUGCAGCUAAAGAUGGCAGGCUCAAAUGUGGUGAUAUAGUUCUCAGUGUAAAUGAACAUAAUUUAAAAACAAUAACUCAUGGUAAAGCUGCAGAAAUAUUAAAACAAUUAGAUGGUGUUGUGAACAUGACCGUGGUUUCGUGGCCGGGCACUUUAGUUUAA